This is a messenger RNA of Suillus plorans, 2963 nucleotides long. RefSeq lists its product as uncharacterized. Gene Ontology annotation, cellular component: proteasome regulatory particle, base subcomplex. The record is from RefSeq and is a predicted model, not a curated record. Gene Ontology annotation, biological process: proteasome-mediated ubiquitin-dependent protein catabolic process. Gene Ontology annotation, molecular function: ATP binding; ATP hydrolysis activity; proteasome-activating activity. Lineage: Eukaryota; Fungi; Basidiomycota; Agaricomycetes; Boletales; Suillaceae. The transcript has 15 exons. The coding region runs from base 175 to 2811 and encodes 878 amino acids.
CACAACUACAAGCUGUGGGUCGAGCUUACCGGGGCAGCAUGCCCAAAGCGGGGUAUGAAUAUCCUCGGUGGUUGCCGAGGCGCGUUACCCGCAGUGACGCGUCCCAUAGCAUAAGCAGUCUGUACUUGCUCGCCGUUCUCUCCGUCAGGAACACUUCUUUCACCAUCCGACACGAUGCCUCCAAAAGCUGAUUGGGAGAAAUACGAGAAGAAGGCCGAUGACAAGGAGGAGAAGAUUCAAGCUCUUACAACUAGCGAUAUCCAGAUCCUCAAAACCUAUGGUCAAGGCGCAUACGCCGCCAAGUUGAAGAAGACAGAACAUGACAUCAAGGAAGUGCAGAAGCGGAUAGACGAAAAGCUUGGCGUGAAGGAGUCUGACACAGGCCUUGCUCCGCCAAAUCUCUGGGAUCUUCCAGUUGACCGACAACGCAUGGGAGCUCAUCCAUUGCAAGUUGCGCGGUGUACUAAAAUCAUUCCUGUUGAUCCCAAGAAAGCCGAGGCCGCACGCGCCGUCAACCCUGUCGGUGCCGCUCAAGGCCAGAAGGGGGCCGACGAGCAGGACAAAUAUGUCAUUAACAUCAAACAAAUAGCUAAAUUCGUUGUUGGUCUCGGUGAUCGAGUCGCCCCGACAGAUAUCGAAGAGGGUAUGCGUGUGGGUGUGGACCGGAAUAAAUACCAAAUCCAAAUCCCACUGCCACCCAAGAUUGAUGCUUCGGUGACGAUGAUGCAGGUUGAGGAGAAGCCCGACGUAACGUACUCGGACGUUGGUGGAUGCAAAGAGCAAAUCGAGAAGCUGCGUGAAGUCGUUGAGACGCCGCUACUAUCACCUGAGCGCUUCGUCAAGCUCGGUAUCGAUCCACCAAAGGGAGUCCUUCUCUUUGGGCCACCAGGAACCGGCAAAACUCUUUGUGCACGCGCAGUCGCCAAUCGCACAGAUGCCACCUUCAUCCGCGUCAUUGGCUCAGAACUUGUGCAAAAGUAUGUCGGCGAGGGUGCACGAAUGGUUCGCGAGUUGUUUGAGAUGGCCCGUUCAAAGAAAGCUUGUAUUAUUUUCUUUGACGAAGUCGACGCUAUCGGUGGGGCGCGAUUUGAUGAUGGCGCUGGUGGUGACAAUGAGGUGCAGCGCACAAUGCUGGAGUUGAUUAACCAGCUGGAUGGAUUUGACCCCCGAGGGAAUAUCAAAGUGCUCAUGGCCACAAAUCGACCAGAUACUCUUGACCCUGCAUUAUUACGUCCCGGUCGACUUGAUCGGCGGGUGGAGUUUUCACUGCCUGAUAAUGAGGGGAGGGCUCAUAUUCUCAAGAUUCAUGCUCGAAGUAUGAGCGUCGAACGCGAUAUCCGAUUCGACCUGAUUGCUCGAUUAUGUCCCAAUACGACGGGUGCUGAACUUCGCUCAGUUGCAACAGAGGCUGGCAUGUUUGCAAUUCGUGCCCGGCGGAAGGUCGCUACGGAGCGCGACUUCCUCGAUGCUGUAGAGAAGGUCGUGCGACAAGGGACGAAGUUCUCGUCAACUAGCGUGCGCACCAUCCAACGGCGGCGGUACCAUGUUCGUCGUGCACCGUCGCCACCGUCCGCUGAAUCUGCUCGACUUCUCGACUCGUUCGCAGCACAUCCGCCACUUCCUCUAACGCUUUCAACCCUCGUGUCCUUCGGGAACCCUUUAACACCUGCAUCUGUGUUGCGCUCAGUAACGUACGUACUCUCGGAGAUACCAAGACGUAUGGCCCAGCGCGUCCGCGCCCUGGAGGGGUUGCCAUUCAUUGUCGGCACUAAUCCAUAUGUUACACGAACUCUCAACGGUCACAGAGACAGCUUUAAUUUACUCGCCACUUAUCCUGAAGUGCACACACUUGAGGACAAUAAACAUUUUGUCGAUGAGCUAGAUAUACUUGUGCAGAGACAUAGAAACGAUAUACCAACCAUGGCCAAGGGAUUUCAAGAGUGCUCGCGGUACAUGUCCCCAACUCAAAUAUCCAACUUCCUCGAUGGUGCUAUCAGAUCCCGCAUCUCUGUACGCUUGAUUGCUGAACAACAUAUCGCGCUCUCACACGCACUUGCUACGGAUCCAGGGGCCGCAGAGACUGGCGUGCUCUUGCACAAUGGUGUGAUUGAUCCAAAGUGCUCCCCCGCGGCCAUGGUCCGCAUGUGUGGCGCAUUCGUCAGCGAAUUAUGCGAAGCUACCCUUGGCGCAAGCCCCAACAUCACAAUCGACGGGUGUCCAGAAGCCACAUUCACCUAUGUCCCUGUGCACCUUGAAUAUAUCCUCACCGAAAUGCUCAAGAAUGCGUUCCGCGCUACCGUAGAGCACCACCACAAGCUUCAUGGCCUCGCUUCAUCCCACCCCCUACCACCCGUACAAAUCACUAUCUCACCCCCUACUUCAUCCCAUCCAUUCCUAUCAAUUCGAAUUCGCGACCAGGGUGGUGGCGUCUCAGCGUCCAACAUGGCUCGUAUAUUCUCAUAUGCUUUCACUACCGCAGGGCAUGCCGACGACCAUAACGUAGACGGUGGGCCCUACGCCGCACAGCAUAUUGGAGGGAGCGCAGCCAUCGGGAGUGGUGGUGCAGGGGAAGGCGGGAACCUUUUUGGCGAGAUUACAGAGAAGGGUAUCCAGGUGGGCCUUGGAACAAUUGCAGGUUUAGGGUAUGGGCUCCCUUUGAGUCGGUUGUAUGCAAAGUGUGUUCGCCUUUUCUUUUCAUCUGUGUGUAGUCUCUCUCAUAUCGACUUCUUAGAUAUUUCGGUGGUUCAUUGGAUGUAUUUUCGCUUGACGGGUGGGGCAGUGAUGUCUUUAUCAAACUUAGAUGUCUACUAGAUGAUGCAGGUGACGCCGAGAUAUAGAUCCAUGGACUUAAUAAUGUUUAGCUGUACUUCACGCCCCCAACAUUUUGCUGUUACCCUCACAGCUGUAUCUGAGCAGUUAUAUUACUUGUGUGUUUGCCCAAUAUCCUGCUGACAAUGAUUAAU